AUGGCUAUUAGGGAUAUUUUCUUCUCGAGAGGCAAUGACUUCAUUCGCGUCCAACUGGCUGGUCACCCCGGCGAGACCACACUUAUGAAUGCGCCCGACGCGUAUCAGUCCCACGACCUCGUUCCCGACAACAUCCCUCGCCCCAAAGACUACGUGGCUGCGCGCUUCGCCCUCCACAUGGCUUUCUACAACCCGAGUUGGAAAACCUCUUCAGUCCACUGCCCCAUCUUCUUCGCAAUUUGUGGUAAGGACUCGGUAGCGCCUCCUAGACCAACUCUCAAUUAUGCAAAGGCGGCUCCCAAAGCAACCGUCAAGCUUUACGAACAGAUGGGUCACUUUGAUAUCUACCUCGGGGAGCACUUUGACAUUGCCACGGGAGACUACACCGAGCGACAAAACUUGUAA
Messenger RNA from Sporisorium graminicola, 405 nucleotides. RefSeq lists its product as uncharacterized. The coding region runs from base 1 to 405 and encodes 134 amino acids. NCBI's taxonomy places the organism in Eukaryota, Fungi, Basidiomycota, Ustilaginomycetes, Ustilaginales, Ustilaginaceae. The record is from RefSeq and is a predicted model, not a curated record. The transcript has 2 exons.